This is a messenger RNA of Ornithodoros turicata, 2459 nucleotides long. RefSeq names its product zinc finger protein 668-like. Gene Ontology annotation, cellular component: nucleus. The transcript has 4 exons. Gene Ontology annotation, molecular function: DNA-binding transcription factor activity, RNA polymerase II-specific. Lineage: Eukaryota; Metazoa; Arthropoda; Arachnida; Ixodida; Argasidae. The record is from RefSeq and is a predicted model, not a curated record. Bases 214 to 1314 code for a protein of 366 amino acids. Gene Ontology annotation, biological process: regulation of transcription by RNA polymerase II.
CACCGGUCGGCACAUGGCGCGCCGUCUCCACCGUCUCUCUUCGACUUCGCGAGGAAAGUUGAAAAAGUCACAGAAAACGCGAAUGUUCCAGCAAAGGCACAAGACAUACAUACAAAAGUUUAGCAUUCCUGCUGUGCAAUUCACGAACUGAGUGGAACAAAGGGAGGAGGACAAUAUUUCAUGAGGAAGUACCGCUUAAAGUGACACGUCAACAUGUCCUCCUGCACGGAAAGUCCAGACGUACCCUUUAAGUGCCGAGUCUCCAACGAGGUAUUCACCGAGGAGGUAAAGCUGCACCUGAGAAAGCACGAGGGCAGCACCUCGGCGGAGACCCCCAGACGUCCCUUCUCGUGCCCAGAUUGCCCAAGAGAGUUCAACUCCCAAGGUGCCCUCAACAAGCAUGCACUAGCACAUGCGGGGCAACGCCCACACACGUGUCCUCGUUGUCCACUCAGGUUCUCGCAGAAGGGGACCCUGAAUCGCCACCUCGUCACCCACCUGCGAGUGCUUCCCUUCGAGUGCCAGCACUGCGGGAAACGGUACGCACAAGCGGGCUCCCUCAAGCUACACCUCUUUUCGCACACGCAGGACAAUGGCUUUACUUGCACCAUCUGCGGGAGAGGGUUUGCACGAAAGCACACCCUGCGCCUGCACGUGCAGGGGGUGCAUCGACGAGAACGGCCGCACGAGUGCGCAACGUGCGGAAAACGCUACGCCCGCAGGGACGACCUGCAGGUGCACCUCAACACCUGCGGUGACGCGGAGCAUCGCGGCAGACGUCCGUCUGGCCGCAGUAUCAACCUCAAGGGCAUGCUUGCGGAACUUAUUUCGGGGAACGCCUGCGGCACAACGGCUGCAGGUGACGUCUCACGAGCCGGUUGCCGAUCUCGCGGAGUCGACCCGAACAAUGACUGCUGUGACAGUCUAGCCACGCCACUUUCGUCAUUCCGAAAAAAACUCAAGUUGCAACGCUCGAUACUCAUGUCCGACCCCAUGGAAACAGGGGCGCAACUGAGUGAAGUACAAUUUGCUGCGGCUGUCGAAAAACUAUUGCUGCUGCUAGUAGGUGAAGCAGUCCUUCGGAAGCUAGGUUGGCCAAACAUUCCCACAGAAGAGCUCCUGCGGGAAGUGACCCGCUGCUGCGGUUGUGUUCCUGCGGAAAAACGGGACAGUACGCUGCAGACGCUUCGGGAGAACUGCAGGUUGCUCUUCACAAGCGUUCUCGAGGACGACGUCCUGCAUGGGUUGCUCGGCGCCCACAGAACAGUCGACGAUGUUGUGAGGAAAAUUUUACAACUUAAGGAAAUUUGGUGAAAUGAUACACCAAAGUACUUUAACUUUUGCUACCAAACACUUUUUAUGUACCACAAAGAGUACCAAUAACUGCAAACUUUUUGUGUAUGAUCUCUCGAAGAUUGCCUUAUAUGGGGAGUUUUUUUUUUUUUUUUGUUACGUUUCUUGCAAAAAUCUCUUAGAGCAGCAUAGAUACCAUAUUUCCAGCCGAGUUAUACAGUGAGGCGGACAUCCUCUCGAAGACAGUACACAACCCACUAGAUGCCAGAGUACCUAAAAUCCGUUAAUUAACUCUAAUUCGGGGCUUUUGGGCAAAAGUGAGACAGCACAAUGGAAGAGAACUCUCGUUGAAAGCCAUUCUAUGUUUUGAAAUUCCUGAAUCAAGCAUGUGCGUUGAAACAUCCAAAUUUUGUCAAGCAAAUGAGCCUAAACCAAAACUGCACGAAAACUUGCAUAAAACUUGCAUAGCAAAACUUUGUGAUGGAUAUUUCAAUGCAGGUGAUUGAUGAUUUUUUUUUUAGAAUCACCAUGUCUUUCAUUCGAACUAAAGAGUUAAUGAAUUUUCGGUAAUUAGUCAUACAGCAGUUAGACUCUCUUCGAAGGAAUGUCUGCAUGGCUGCAUAGCCCACCUGCUAUCAGUUUUCUAUAACAAACUAAUGAACAAACACCUACAUGUGGGCUAGGGCCACAUCAAAUUCAGGUUCUUUGAGACAGUGCUUCUUUCUUUUUUUUUUCACUAUGCAGUCUUCACUCAAAAGUACUUUUAUUUUUACAGCAAGGUCGAGUACUGCCCUGUCAGCGUUAGAUUUACUUAUUGCUCUGCAAGUUGCAACUUCUUUUGUCUGAUAUUUGAAUACUAACUGCCACAAUUUUGGCAUUCCACAACAUACUUUUUUUUUUUCACUUUGCUUUGUAUCAAAGCAUCUAUGCUGUGAUUACGUUUAUCUCGUUAUCAUUCCCCUUCUGAUUCUCAUUUUUUUUAAAGGUGUAAUCAGUGACUACUUAAUAUUCCAAUGGUGAUUCCACAAUAUACUCAGUAUUUUUGUUAACAUAUAUAUUUCAUAUUGUGAUCUUGUCAUAAACCUUGUGGUCGAAUGCAAAGCUUGCCGACACCCGAAUUUACUUAAAAAGUUGCACUCAAUAAAAUCGUUGUGUUGUUGUUUCAA